UUAGUCAGUUUAGCAGGCUUAGCAGUGACAUUACAUCGUGCAAACGUUUCGCUCUGUAACACAGAAAUAAAUAAAUAAAAUGCGAGCUUAUUGAAUCAUUUUCUGGAUUUCUGGUUUUGAAUUCUGUGAAAAUAUGGAAAGUGGUGUUAAUACAACAAUGGAUGAAAGUCCAGCCGUCAAUACUGAUGCUAAAGGUUCUGCACAGCCACAGGAAUUAGACAAACAUUCCGAGAUAAUUUCAUUAUCCGAAAAUUCCAACAAUGAAAAUCGUGAAAAGGAAUUGCUGGAACGCGGUGAAGUGAACGAUGUAAAUGCAUCAACAUCUGCGGAUGGUGUGUCUCACGGAUAUGAGAAAGAUAUUACCUACAAUGAAAAAGGACAGGCAAUUUACACAGACCCGACGACGAAAUGUCAAUACGAAUUUGACACGGUAAAGAAUGAAUGGUUGCCGAUCAAGGAAGGUAGCAAUGCCAAUGCAACUGGUGAGACUAGUCAAACGGAAGCCGUCAACAGCAGCAAUCCCUAUGAGAACGAACACUACAGAUGGUGUACCGAAACGAACCAAUGGAUAGCGAAAGAAAAUCAGAAUGUUUUAGAAAAUGAGUUUUACAAAUGGGAUUCGGUUCAAAAUCAAUGGAUUCCGAAGACACAGGGUAGUGAAGUCAGUACAAACAUUGUCGAUGGAGUGCACACGUACACGGAUAAAGAUGGAGCAACAUUUUUCUGGGACGACAAGAAAAACGCUUGGUUUCCAAAAAUUGAUGACGAUUUCAUGGCGAUAUACCAGAUGAGCUAUGGCUUCGUUGACAAUACCUCAGGUACUUCAAAUGACGUAUGUAAAGAAGAUGAGGUCGCAAAAGGAAAGGACGUUGUUGAAGAAGAAAGUAAAAACGGAGAGAAGGAAACGAAAUCAUCGAAUAAGCGAAAAAAUCAAGCGGAAUCGCAGCAAUGGUUCGAGCUUCCACCAGAGCAGAAUACGAAGGUAUAUGUCUCCAACCUACCAGAUGACAUCACAGAAGAGGAAUUCACCGAAUUGAUGUCGAAAUGCGGCAUGAUAUUCCGUGAUCCCGGCUCGAAUAAGCUGAAAGUUAAACUAUAUGCUGAAGCUGAUGGUCAACUGAAAGGAGAUGGACUGUGUCAUUACAUUCGUGUUGAAUCUGUUGAUCUCGCCUUAAACCUCCUUGACGGUUCUGAUGUUCGCGGUAAGAAAAUCAAAGUACAACGUGCCAAAUUCGAGAUGCGUGGCCAAUACAAUCCGACGUUAAAGCCGAAAAAGAAAAAGAAGGACAAAGAAAAGUUGAAAAAGAUGCAAGAGAAAUUAUUGGAUUGGCGACCGGAACAAAUGAGAGGUGAACGACCCAAGCAUGAACGAAUUGUGAUCAUAAAAAAUUUAUUUACGCCAGAGCUGUUCGACACGGAGGUGCAUUUGAUCAUCGAUUAUCAGCGGGACUUAAGGGAGGAGUGCAGUAAAUGCGGCAAAGUGUCCAAAGUGGUGAUAUUCGAUAGACAUCCGGAAGGUGUAGCUCAAAUAAAUAUGGGUGAUGCAGAAGAGGCGGAUUUGGUUGUGCAGAUGAUGGACAAGCGUUAUUUCGGUAAAAGGCAACUGACCGCAGAACUGUAUGAUGGUAAAACCAAUUACAAAGUCAAUGAAACGAAAGAGGAAAUGGAAAAACGUCUUUCCAAAUGGGACCAAUUUUUGGACGACGAAGAAAAGAAAGAAAAAAUUGUUGCUGAAUCGAACGUAGAUUCCCUGGAUGAUGAGUAAAUAAAAGUUAAUUUGUCUA
This is a messenger RNA of Bradysia coprophila, 1784 nucleotides long. RefSeq names its product RRM1_TatSF1_like and RRM2_TatSF1_like domain-containing protein barc (gene barc). Gene Ontology annotation, cellular component: U2-type spliceosomal complex; U2 snRNP. Gene Ontology annotation, molecular function: RNA binding. The record is from RefSeq and is a predicted model, not a curated record. Gene Ontology annotation, biological process: mRNA splicing, via spliceosome. NCBI's taxonomy places the organism in Eukaryota, Metazoa, Arthropoda, Insecta, Diptera, Sciaridae.